CAGUGCUCGUCGUCGUCAGUAAAAGAAAACUCAGAUGAUACUGGACUGUUUCGGGCAGUAGUGCAUUGGAAGUGUGUCAGAGCGAAACUGAAGUGAUUCCUGCCAGGCAGCAGCGCUAGAAACGGGCGCGAGCGACUUGCUGCCUCUGCCGAUGCGCAUCCAGUGACUUACGCGGCUAGUCGGUUGGAGAAAACAAAAAAAAUAUACUAAACAGAGUGAACGCGGUAUUAUGAGUGUGUUGGUACUAGAACACUACCUAGACCGCGACCUUCGUUCAUAGUUAGCUUUGUAAAUAAACGAGCGAGUGCGCUUAGAAGAUUCGCUAGGUGAAAUGUGUUAGUAGUUCUUACCCUGGAGAGUAUACUAGUUGGCCGUAAAUAAGAUACGAUAAGAUUGUCAACAAUAAGGCACGAUGAUAUGGAAAGCGUUAUAAUCAGAUGAAUGUAGAAAAUUUGAACUUCUACUAGUGCGAUAUUUACCCAUGCUGACUCGGGAUAAACGCGCCACAUUCAUAAUAAUUCAAUGACGAGCAGCUAAUGUUAGCAAACUUGGUUGCAUGUUUUUUUCAACCUCGGUGCUACACAAAUACCUUUAAGUCCAAAGGAUGAUCUAUCCGAAAAGUGCACACACCGGUGGCAAUGACCAUUUGACGGCACCGCCAAGUGUAUCGUCCAACUCGUCUGUGUUGGAUUCAACGCAGAGAAGCAUGUCCACAGCAUCCAACCACAACAGCCGUCAGCCGAGUUUGCAAAGCGGUGGUGAAAAUCAUCAUUCGAAUGCUGAUCAUGGCCAUCACCAGCAGCACCCAGAUGAUGCCAGUAAUGGUGGAUCCGUCGGGAGGAAGCGGAAGUUUUCCUACAAUGAUAAUAGUGAUAUUGAAGAAGAUAUGGGUGAUGAUGCCAAAUCGGUUCGAACAAAUGAUGAGAACAAAAAGCAAAAUCACAGUGAAAUUGAGAAACGUCGACGUGAUAAGAUGAACACCUACAUCACGGAGCUAUCGGCGAUGAUUCCUAUGUGCCAUGCCAUGUCCCGUAAGCUGGACAAAUUAACCGUCUUGCGGAUGGCGGUGCAACAUCUGAAAACGAUCCGCGGUGCGGUGCAUUCGUACACCGAAGGACACUACAAACCAGCCUUCAUCUCGGACCAAGAGCUAAAGAUGCUUAUACUGCAGGCGGCCGAAGGGUUCCUAUUCGUGGUUGGCUGCGAUCGGGGGCGGAUUCUUUACGUCUCGGAAUCGGUUUCGCAGGUUUUGAACUACUCUCAGGGUGAUUUAUUGGGGCAGAGCUGGUUUGAUAUACUUCAUCCCAAGGAUGUGGCUAAAGUGAAGGAACAACUAUCAUCUUCAGAUCUGAGCCCACGAGAGAGGUUGAUCGACGCUAAAACUAUGCUUCCCGUUAAAACGGACGUUUUGCAGGGAGUUUCAAGGCUGUGUCCAGGUGCUAGGCGAUCGUUCUUCUGCAGAAUGAAGUGCAAAACGAGCGUACAGGUGAAGGAAGAAACGGAAGCUAACAGCUCAUCACCCAGUUGUCACCGCAGAAAAAGUAAAGUAAACUCAGACAAAAAGUAUUCAGUCAUCCAAUGUACUGGCUAUCUAAAAUCCUGGGCGCCGGCCAAAAUUGGCCUCGAGGAACACGAAGCCGACGGCGAGGGUGAUACGUGCAAUCUAUCCUGUCUGGUAGCGGUUGGCCGGGUUCAGCCAAGUCUCUUCCAGCACCAGCAACGCUCCGGCAGUGCAAGCCUCAACAACCAACGACCGACGGAUAGUGGGGCGAAUGGUUCCAAUGGUACUGCCGGAGGACCAACCGGCACAAAUGGUGGCAAGAGCUACUGUCGAAAUAAUAUUCCUAAUCUGAGAAAUGAACAAUUCAUAUCACGUCACGCGAUGGACGGGAAGUUCCUAUUCGUGGACCAACGUGCCACACUAGCAUUGGGGUUUCUGCCGCAGGAACUCUUGGGUACCAGUAUGUACGAAUACUAUCACCAUGAAGACAUUCCGGCAUUGGCGGAGUCUCACAAGGCGGCCCUGCAGGGAACGCAGUGCAUUACAACGGCGGUCUAUAAACUAAGGACGAAAGAAAAUGGUUUUGUGCGAUUGCAGAGUGAAUGGAAAUCGUUCCGAAACCCGUGGACCAAAGAUUUUGAGUACUUGAUAGCGAAAAACAAUGUGAUAAUGUCGGAUCUGGCCGUUAGUAGUGGAGGCAACUAUGGUGGGAGUGUGGCGACACAUGGCGGAAAAAGCAGCACCAACAAUACCGAACUGAGUGAAGGAAACAACGAGAGUAAUGGACAAAGUACGGUUGGAUAUGAUUUUUUUAAUCAUUCUAACGGACGUGAAAUACAACGAAUUAUUCACUCGCACGUAGAAGCCAGUAAAAUAGGACGACAAAUAGCGGAGCAAGUAAUGGAUCGUCAACGAAGAAAUGGAAAUUCGUCAACAGAAAGCAGUCCGGAUCCAGCGGAUGUAACUAUUCCUCAGAACUUCCAACCCAUCGCCCAGGAGGUCAGCAAUCUGUCUAGCGAAGCGGUACUGACCGUAGAACGAACUCUAGCUGCAUCCACACGAGUUUCACCGGCAUCAUCAGCGGGUGGCAUUCCUCCCUCCCAGAGGGUUAACGGUACGCUUCCCGGUUACCAGCAUGUGCGAAAUAGCUCUAUCAUCAGUCCAGGACACGAAGCACCGCACACUCAAACUACCAGCACCGAUGGAAACGACGAAGCAGCAAUGGCAGUUAUUAUGAGUCUGCUGGAAGCUGACGCUGGACUUGGGGGUCCGGUCGAUUUUUCUGGAUUGCCCUGGCCACUACCCUAGUGAAUUAAGCAAGGAUUGUCAUAUUACAAAUAAAGCCAACCAACCACGCAUUGAUUCAAAGUUACCAGAUGACGAGAAGAUAAUUUUAUGUGCAAAGUCAGUUAUUUUUUAUUUUAUUAUGUUUAACGUUUUGGAAUAUAAGUGAUUUAUUGAAACUACAAGAGGCUGUUGCAUAUAAUAACUUAUACAUAAGUAACUGUAUUUUUAAUAGGAAAUCUAUUAAACUAUUAAAACCACAAACGAAUGUUCGGUACGAGUAUGAAAAAAACCUUUCGAACUGUAAUGGUCAAUAGAUUUGUUUCGAACUAUGA
Molecule: messenger RNA, 3120 nt
Organism: Topomyia yanbarensis
Lineage: Eukaryota; Metazoa; Arthropoda; Insecta; Diptera; Culicidae
Product: protein cycle
Exons: 11
Coding region: 605-2809 (734 amino acids)
Biological process (GO): regulation of transcription by RNA polymerase II
Cellular component (GO): transcription regulator complex; aryl hydrocarbon receptor complex; nucleus
Molecular function (GO): DNA-binding transcription factor activity, RNA polymerase II-specific; protein dimerization activity; RNA polymerase II cis-regulatory region sequence-specific DNA binding
Source: RefSeq, a predicted model, not a curated record